AUGGCAUCAGCGGUUCUCCCAGUUCGUGCUGCGCUCAUCGGGCUGUCUUCCUCGGGAAACUCAUCCUGGGCCUCGGCAGCCCAUCUCCCAGCAUUGCUCACCGAGACUGGACGCUCCAAGAUUACCAUCACCGCGCUGUCUAACAGCAGUAUCGAGGCCGCAAAGGACGCCAUCCAGAAGUAUGGACUUCCGGACCAUACCAAGGCAUAUGGAUCACCAGGAGAUCUCGCAGUUGAUACAGAGAUCGAUCUGGUCAUAUGCAACACCCGGGUGGACAAGCACUACGAGACAAUUCUUCCCAGCGUCAAAGCGGGUAAAGACGUUUAUGUCGAAUGGCCAAUUGCCAGCAACAGGGAGCAAAUCGAUGAGAUUGUUGAAGCAGCCAAGAAGAGUGGAUCAAGGGUUGCUGUGGGUUUACAGAGACGCUGGACACCACCAGCUGCGAAGCUAAGAGAUAUCUUGGAUAGUGGAAGCGGUAGACUUGGAAAAGUGCUAAGCUCAGACGUUCGAGCUUUCGGGGGCACAAAUGACAGGGAGACGAUGCCUACUAGUCUGAAGUAUUUCUCCCAAAAAGAUAUCGGCGGAAAUGCUAUUGUGAUCGGCGUCGGUCAUGUGCUUGACAUCGUAUUCUCAGUUGUCGGCCGACUUGACGCACAGUCCGUUCAUUCAAAUACACAAAUCCAGCGCCCCAACAUCCGCAUUCAAGACCCUCAAACCAAGCAAACGGUUAAAGAAGUAAUCACCGACGUACCCGAUUUCCUAGCGGUCCGUGGCACUAUAGCGCACUCUCCCCUCACCUCCUCAAAUGCAACUCUGUCCUUCCUGUUCCGCCGCGGCCAACCGUUUCCCGGUACACCAGCUCUAACAUGGACCAUAAACUGCGAGUAUGGCGAGAUCAGCAUCACGUCUGCCACGAAUAUGGUAUUUCAAAUGAGUGAAGGAGAUGGGCCAGUCGUGAUACAGGUGCACCAUUUCGAUACUCAUGAGGUGGAGAAUCUUGAUUGGGAUUGGUCUGAGAUGCAGAAGGAAGUGCCGAUAGUUGGACGAGAUGUCAUGACUAGUCUUUUCGCGUUCGCGGAAGGCAAGGAAGAAGGAGAUGGGUGGGUGGGCUUGGAGGAUGCUGCGAGCUAUGCGCGGAUGAUUGAUGGGUUCCUAGAAGAGUAG
This is a messenger RNA of Alternaria rosae, 1164 nucleotides long. RefSeq names its product putative oxidoreductase. The transcript is spliced from 2 exons. The record is from RefSeq and is a predicted model, not a curated record. NCBI's taxonomy places the organism in Eukaryota, Fungi, Ascomycota, Dothideomycetes, Pleosporales, Pleosporaceae. Bases 1 to 1164 code for a protein of 387 amino acids. Gene Ontology annotation, molecular function: nucleotide binding.